UAAGCGGCCCGCUGUUACGGCCUGGGCUAAUGCAAGCCGAUUAGUCCCUAAGUUGAAGCUUCCAAAGUGGGCUGCAGCCGGUGUUGCUUGGACAGCUCACUCACAUGUCUCAUCGUUCCUGACCUGCGUGCUCAUCCUUGCCAUACCACUUCUCCAUUGUUCACUCUUUCUGUCUCGGCAUCCUCAACAGUUCAUAUUUCUGCUCUUCUCCCAUCCUAUCCUGAUUGCCGUACUCUCAACUCCUCCCUCUUGACCCUCCGGAAACCCCUCACAGUCAAUAAGCAUGGCUGCUCCCGCUGCUGCUGCGCAGCAACCGAGGGAGCGCAAACCCUCAAUGGGCGCUCCCAUUUCGACCCUCACUGGCCCUGUCGGUCCUGGCUUCACGCGGCCCAAGCACAAGCGGACCGCUACCGGCUUCGGUGCUGGUGACAUCAAAGCUGUUGAGUCGAGCAUCCCGGAACACAUGAGAGAGGCCUGGAAGAAAUACGCGCCCAAGGGGUUUACGACGAAAGAUGAGUUCGAGGAGACUACUGUCAAACACAUCGAGACUACGCUGGCCAGGUCUCUUUUCAACUGCGAUGAGCUAGCCGCAUACUCCGGAACCGCCCUAGCCUUCAAGGAUCGUCUCAUUAUCGACUGGAACAAGACCCAGCAGAGACAGACCUUCGCCGACCAGAAAAGAAUAUACUAUUUGUCUCUAGAGUUCUUGAUGGGUAGAGCUUUGGACAACGCAAUGCUGAACGUGGGUCUCAAGGACGUCGCCAAAGAGGGUCUGGGGGAGCUUGGCUUCCGCAUUGAAGACGUUGUCAACCAAGAGCACGACGCCGCUCUGGGUAACGGUGGUCUUGGUAGACUGGCAGCCUGCUUCCUGGACAGCAUGGCUUCGCUCAACUACGCAGCUUGGGGCUAUGGUCUUCGUUACAGAUACGGUAUCUUUAAGCAAGAAAUCGAGAACGGAUACCAGGUCGAAAUCCCCGACUACUGGCUUGACUUCAACCCCUGGGAAUUCCCAAGACACGACGUUACAGUCGAUGUUCAGUUCUACGGCUGGGUCAACAAGUACACCAACGAUGAGGGCAAGCAAGUUGUGUCCUGGCAAGAUGGUGAACUGGUUAGUGCAGUGGCAUACGAUGUUCCCAUUCCAGGUUAUGGCACUCCAACCGUGAACAAUCUACGGCUCUGGUCCAGCAAGGCUUCAACUGGAGAAUUCGACUUUGCCAAAUUCAACUCUGGCGAGUACGAAAGUGCCGUCGCCGACGAACAACGUGCUGAGACAAUAUCGGCUGUGUUGUACCCUAACGAUAACCUUGAGCGAGGCAAGGAAUUGCGCCUCAAGCAGCAGUACUUCUGGUGUGCAGCAUCCCUCCAUGACAUUCUCCGCAGAUUCAAGAAGACCAAGCGCAAGUGGUCAGAGUUCCCAGACCAGGUGGCCAUCCAAUUGAACGACACCCAUCCUACUUUGGCUAUCGUCGAGCUACAAAGAAUCUUGACAGACGUGGAAGGAAUGGAAUGGAAUGAGGCGUGGGACAUUGUCACAAAGACUUUUGGCUACACCAACCACACCGUGCUCCCUGAGGCCUUGGAGAAAUGGUCCGUUCCUCUCAUUCAGCACUUGUUGCCUCGCCAUCUUCAGAUCAUUUACGACAUUAACCUGAAUUUCCUUCAGCAAGUUGAGCGUCGCUUCCCCAAAGACCGAGAGAUGCUGUCCAGAGUCUCCAUCAUCGAAGAAUCCCAACCAAAAAUGAUUCGAAUGGCCUAUCUUGCAAUUAUUGGUUCGCACAAGGUCAACGGUGUGGCUGAACUGCAUUCGGAUUUGAUCAAGACGACCAUUUUCAAGGACUUCGUCAAGAUUUAUGGUCCCGACAAGUUCACCAAUGUCACCAACGGCAUUACACCAAGAAGAUGGUUGCACCAGGCCAAUCCUCGUCUGUCCGAGUUGAUUGCCUCCAAGUUGGGCAGCUAUGAGUUUUUGAAGGAUCUGACACUCCUGAACAAGCUUGAGGCUUUUGUUGAGGACAAAGAGUUCAAGAAGGAGUGGGCUGAGAUUAAAUACGCCAACAAGGUCCGCAUGGCUCAGCAUAUCCUGACCGCCACUGGAGUCAGCGUGAACCCCAAGGCGCUCUUCGACGUACAGGUGAAACGUAUUCACGAAUACAAGCGACAACAGCUCAACAUUUUUGGUGUCAUCCACCGAUACCUAGCAAUCAAGAAGAUGACACCCGAAGAACGCAAGAAGCUUCAACCCAGAGUCUCCAUCUUUGGCGGAAAGGCUGCCCCUGGCUACUGGAUGGCCAAGACCAUCAUCCACCUCAUCAACAAGGUUGGAGAAGUCAUCAACAACGACAAAGAUGUCGGCGAUCUGCUCAAGGUUAUUUUUGUUCCGGACUACAACGUCAGCAAAGCCGAAAUCAUCAUUCCAGCAUCGGACAUCAGUGAGCAUAUUUCCACUGCUGGUACCGAAGCUUCAGGUACCAGCAACAUGAAGUUUGUUCUCAACGGUGGACUCGUUAUUGGUACCCUUGACGGUGCCAAUAUUGAGAUCACUCGUGAGAUUGGUGAGCAAAACGUCUUUUUGUUCGGCAACCUUGCCGAGGAUGUGGAGGACCUCCGACACAACCACUUUUAUGGCAACUAUCAAGUCAAUGCAGAACUUUUGAAAGUGUUCGACUGUAUCAAAUCUGGUACCUUUGGCGAUGAGGGUGCCUUUGGUGCCUUGAUCAGUGCGAUCGUUGAACAUGGUGAUUUCUAUCUCGUGAGCGACGAUUUCGAGAGCUAUUGCCAAACCCAGGACCUCAUCGAUGAGGCCUAUAAGAACCAGGAUGAAUGGGUUAGCAAAACAAUAUUGAGCGUGUCCAGAAUGGGCUUCUUCACUUCAGACCGAUGCAUCAACGAGUAUGCAGACAGCAUUUGGAACAUUGAGCCUCUGUCUGUCAAGGAAGAAAACGAGACCCGUGCACGAACCGGACUUGAGACCUAGAUAAAAAGAACAUGAGUACGAUGUGCACGCGGUAAAGGCUCGUCGACCAAAGAGGUGGCCUCCCAGAUGAAAAGCAAGGAUAGAUGGUAUCAGUCGGAGACAGAAGAAAAAUUAUGAAUUGAGAGGUAGACAGAUUUUAUACCUUAGUAUUCUUAUGAUCAGCUUUGACGAGGAGAAAGUCUGGAAGUAAA
This is a messenger RNA of Exophiala viscosa, 3168 nucleotides long. RefSeq names its product glycogen phosphorylase. Lineage: Eukaryota; Fungi; Ascomycota; Eurotiomycetes; Chaetothyriales; Herpotrichiellaceae. Gene Ontology annotation, cellular component: cytoplasm. The record is from RefSeq and is a predicted model, not a curated record. Gene Ontology annotation, biological process: glycogen catabolic process. Bases 284 to 2977 code for a protein of 897 amino acids. Gene Ontology annotation, molecular function: glycogen phosphorylase activity; pyridoxal phosphate binding. The transcript has 11 exons.